AUGGAUCCCAAGUCUAAGGAAUACAAGAAUGUCUUCAUUAAUAAUAUAAAUAGCGGACAAAACAGUGAAUCUGAAACCCUUAAGGAUAUUGAAUUGGGUUUCAUAAAAGACAUGUUUGUAGUGAUGAGUGUAUUCUUUGGGUUUAGUACCUUGCUUAAAUGCGAGACAUUAGUGAAGGUAUACAUCCGGCGCUGCAUUGAAGUCCAGCCCCACCUGAACGCCAUAAUAGGGACCAGUUAUGAGUCGGCC
Messenger RNA from Oppiella nova, 249 nucleotides. NCBI's taxonomy places the organism in Eukaryota, Metazoa, Arthropoda, Arachnida, Sarcoptiformes, Oppiidae. The record is from the annotation of a GenBank genome assembly.